Delphinapterus leucas (beluga whale) is the source of this 4487-nucleotide messenger RNA. The record is from RefSeq and is a predicted model, not a curated record. NCBI's taxonomy places the organism in Eukaryota, Metazoa, Chordata, Mammalia, Artiodactyla, Monodontidae.
CGCAGCCAAAAAUAAAUAAAAUUAAAAAUAAAUUUAAUAAGAAAAAAGGAAGCAGCCACAAAAGCUUCUUAGGACAAUUGGGAAACUUAAAUACAGACUUGAUAUUAGAUGAUGCCCUUAAAGUUAUCACUGAUUUUCUUAGGUGUGAAAAUGACAGUCUGUGUGAGAGACGGUCCAUCUUCUUUGAAGACGCUGCAAAGCAUCUAGAAGGGGUGUUCUAAGGUCCGCAGAAGGUACAGGCAGAGAGAGCGUGUGGAUGACAGACACCAAUGUAAACACCGGUCAACCCGCUGGAGCUCCCGGGGGUAUUCAUUUCACCUUUCUUUUAACUUUUCUCUGAGGUUUGAAGUUUUCAUAAUAAAAAGUUUUGAGGGGAAAAUUUUUUUAAUGGGAAAUAGGUCUUCCCACAAAAGGUUGGGAAUUCACUGUGAAGAAGCCGCUUUGAAGUGGGUUUUUUCCUUCUUUGAAGUGGGUUUUGCUAAAGUCCCGGUCUCUAGCAUUUCUGAGAAAUUAGUACAAAUCAAAGCCAUGUAGGAAAUUCAGCACAUCUGAGUCGUAUAUGUAAAUUGGCAUCAUGAAAAUCAGGGCUUUCACUGCAUUUCUAAGAAAUGUCCUUUUUUGGACUCUUGCUUUUGUCUUGCCUCUGGAACUCUCUCAGAGAAGACUCAGCCACGUGGCCUCACGGGGGGCAGCGGACACCAGGCCCCAGGGAGGCGCACACAAGGUCUGGGGGCAGGGAGCUCUGGGCCCAAACCUCACAGGCACAUGCGGACAGUGGAGCAGUCCCACCGGAACGUUCAUUUGGCCAAGUAACUCCACUUAAGGAAUUCAAGCCAUUGCAUGAGACACGGAGAAGCCCCACAGGGCCUGCGGCUGGGGGUGGCCAUGGAGCCCUGCCCCGAAGAGCAGUACUGGGACCCGCUGCUGAACACCUGUGUCUCCUGCAAAGCCAUCUGCAGCAAUCAGAGUCCACGCACCUGUGCAGCCUUCUGCAAGUCACUCAGCUGCCGCAAAGAGCAAGGCAGGUACUAUGACCAGCUCCUGGGGGACUGUAUCAGCUGUGCCUCCAUCUGUGGACGUCACCCCAAGCAAUGCACACACUUCUGUGAGAACAAGUUCAGGAGUCAAGUGAACCUCCCACCAGCGGUCAGGAGACAGCGGACCGGAGAGGCCUCGACCCGGGCAGACAACCUAGGGAGGUACCAGGGAUCAGAGCACAGAGGCUCGGAUGUGGGUCCAGCGCCCCCAGCGCUAAAGCUGAGCGCCGGGCAGCUGGCCCUGGUCUACAGCGCGCUGGGGCUCUGCCUCUGCGCCAUCAUCUGUUGCCUGCUGCUGGCCGUGGCCUGUUUCCUGAGGAGGAGGGGGGACCAGGUCUCCUGCCAGCCCCGCGCAGCGCCAUGUCGGAUGCGGGCCAAGUCCUCCAAGGCAGAUCACUGGAUGGAAGCCGGCAGCGCUGCAGAGGCAACGCCCGAGCCGACGGAGACGUGCAGCUUCUGCUUCGCGGAGUGCAGGGCGCCUGAGCGUGCCGGGAGGUGGGCGCGCCACGGCCAGAGCGCAGCCGGACAGCCCUGCGUGCGCGCCCCAAACGGUGGCCUCUGCGGCAUUGAGGUCGUGUGCACGCCCGCCCAAGAAGGAGGCCUGGCCACAUGAACCUGGGGGGCUGGGGGAAAUGGUGAUGGGAGAGAGAAAUGACGGUGGGGGAGACUGGGGAGAGAGGAACAGAGCAAGGGGAAAGGACAGGGAAGGGGGAGGGGAGUGGAGGAACAGCUGGCAGAAGGGCCAGGGCCACCGUAUUGACCCCAGGUCUCCACUGUAGGUCACCGGCACCUAAACGCACCUGCGGUAAAAGCACCCACACCUGCUGGACCCAGCCCCGGGGACCCUUUGCAGAAAUAAAACCUCCCACACUGCCCACUCCUCACUGUGGCUGGUUUGGGUCGCGUCUCCCCGUGGUGACUGCCCCAUCCCACCUCUCCCGCUGCCCCUGGGCUCCAGGCAUGGUUUCCAAGGAUCUGAGCGAGUGUGUGGACCGAGAAGCAAGCUCUGCUGUCCCCUGUCACCUAAGAGGAGAAAGCAGCCGGCUGAUGGUGGGCCCACCAUCAGGGUUGGGCCCGCCUGCGUUGAUCUCGGAAAACCAAUCUCCUCCCGUGUCUCCUCAGAAAGGCGUGAAGCAGUGUGACUGUGUGUGCGCGUGUACAGUCACGUGUGUGCACGCAUAUGCUGCUCCCACGUGUGUCACGGGGCGCGGGGUGGACAGAGGGCAGGCGGGCUGAGCCCGGGCGUCAGGCUGCUCUCAGACCCCGGACCACGUCCCUGCAUCACCUCAGGAGUGCUCUCAUUUGGACACCAACCUGCUACUGUUUAGUACUUUUCUUUACAUCAACCUACCUUUCCUUCCAGACCUACACGCUAAAUUUUUCGGAUUCUGACCGGUAACACUGUAUCUGAGCAUUCACAAUUUGUUUUCUUGGCUACACCACAUGGCUUGUGGAAUCUUAGCUCCCUGACCAGGGAUUGAACCUGCACCCCCUGCAAUGGAAGCGCAGUCUUGGCCACUGGACCGCCAGGGAAGUCCCACAUUCACAAAUUUUUGAUACUACAUAUAUUUUAUACCUGUAUUUGCAGUGAAACCUACACGUUAGGAGCAUUUAAACCUGAAAAUACAUAACUGCUGUAGCAGCAGCUACACAGAUGAACACAAAAUUAUGCAAAUCAUUCAUCUGGAAACCACCUGGCGCACCUACGUGCACCAAAGGUUCACACAACACACUCUGGGAGGUGUAGACAAGAAGCCUGAGGCUCCAUCCUUCCCUCAUCCACUGGCUAACGGGCCCUGUCACCUUCUCAGGCUGCUGGACAAAGCCCCACACGCUGGGCGGCUUCAACACUGGAACCUCCUGUCCCCCGCCUGGAGGCCGGAGCCCACCCAGGUGUCACAAGGCUGGUCCUGCUGCGGCCGUGACGGGAGAACUGCCCCGGCCUCGCCCCCACGGCUGCAGAUGGCCGUCUUCCCUUGAUGCGUGUCUGUCUGUCCAAAUCUUCCCUUUUUAUAAGGACACUGCUCACCCUAAUGACCUCAUUUUCACUUGAUCAUGUCUGUAAAUCUCCAGAUAGGGUCAUGCUUAAAGGUUCUCGGGGUUAGGACCUCAACCCAUGAAUCUGGGGGCACACAUUCAGCCCAGAACACAGGUCCUCCCAAGUCCAGUCUCGCUUCAACGCGGUCUGAAACCAAGUUAGCUUCUCACAAGCACCCGCCCAAGACAAGCGUCUGACCCGGUGUUCAGUGGGCCCAAGGCGGCAAUGGGGACAUCUUGGUGCGGUGUCCACCGGUCACCAAGCCCACGGCAGCAUCUCUUGGCAGCACGGACCCUGUACCUGGGGUAGCUGCCUGCCAGACCCUGGCGACGUCCCAGCACAUCUCUGAGCUGCACGUACGCGCUUGGGAUGCAAAGCCUCGUCCGAAACGUGUGCAGACUCCUCCAGCUGUUUUCAAAUUCUGCUCAUCUGAGCCCAAGGGGCCCUGGGGGAUGCUUCUGGACCGUGCGGGGAGUGAAGGCUGCCGAAAACACAGGGAAAUGUGUGCCUGACUACGGCUUUCCACAAAAAUAACCUCUGGGUUGUGUCAGUUUUUCAAUUGGUCUUUAGUGUAAGUUGACGUGGCAGGUUUUGUUUUGUUUUUUUAAAGACCAGGAUCCUCUGUUGCAAAGAAAAUCUGAAACUCUAAAUACCAUCCACUUUACCCACGUUCUGUGUUCUGCUGGUCCUACUUCCAAAAUACACUGAUUCCCGCCACCUGCCACAGCCCCCGCGACGCCAGCCCCGAAUCCGCCCUGUGCACCCUGCCCAGGGCUCAGCAAGCUCCUCUGAAAAGGACCAGAUGGCAGAGACUCUCGGCGACGACUCAGCGCUCACCCAGCCCUGCCGCGCUUGUGCCCAGGCAGCCAGCGCCAGGGGAGGCGGCGGGUCGGACUGGGCUCCGCCGACGCGGCUCAGACCGGGCACCACAGCUCGCCCUCCCCGCCCUGCUGCUCCGCAGCUCGGGCCUUUACCUCCAGCUUUACUGAGACAUAAAUGACACGUAACUUUGUGUGAGUUGCCAGGUGAUGCAUCUGUACAUUGUAAUACGCUCCCCACGUGGCAUCAGGAACCCCUCCACUCCAGCCCACCGUCACCCGUGUGGUGAGAACGUGUAAGAUCUACUCUCUCUGCAACUCUCAAGCACAGGACACGGUAUCAGGACGUGUCAGUCUCACCCCUGGGAGUCUGUGCCCUUUGGCCAGCAUCUCCCCCUUUCCCACCCCCUGGCAACCACAGUCUACUGUUUCUCUAGACACUGGCCUCUUUGUGUCUCUCUACGGUUUUCUGAAGAGCUGUCUGCGAACAACAUCGCCUCACUCCCGCCCCGUCUUCGGUGCUGCUGUCCUGGAAGCCCACGAUCCGUCACUACUGUUUUUGCUUUAGAAACUCAGUAGCGUAUGGAAUGAUUA